UGAACACACCGACUGGGGAAGCAGCCUGUCUGAAGGUCAACUCUCUGGGCUGCAGUGAAGGCUCAGAGAGCUAGAUCCUACUGGAUGUUGACAGCAGAGCAGCCAGGGAGAGGAAUGUGUUUCUGAGGGUUGACUGCCUAAACAUUGGAAGAUUAUUACUGGGUUUGGAGGACUGAGUGAUUUGGCGAGCAGACUGUAUUGUACUGGGAGAUUCCUGCGAGCACAGAGAGCUGUAUAGAGACAGCUGGUGUUGUGGUGUUGAGGGGAUUAGUCAGUGUCUGACCUGCUGCACUAACCAAGUGCUUUUCAUUGCCCUUCCUGGCCUGCAACUACAGGCAGAAAACUUCUCGGAGCUUCUGGUGUGAGGUGACGGAGAGGAGCUUUGGGAACAACUCCACGCGGGCCCCCACCCCCCCAGUACAUGACUAAAGACCGAGCAACGAUGGACAUGUCGACACCAGUGAGUCCAGCAGACAACAACACCACCUUCACACAGGUCUUUGGGCACCAGUGUGAGGUCAUGCAGGCAGCUGUACAGUCUCUGGAUACUUUAAAUGAACAGAUCACAUAUUUCAUCACCAAUAAGCCAGUGAUGACAGACAGGCAGGAUGAUGACUUACUGCCUGAGGAACAGGACACUCUGAAGAAAUCAUUGAACUUAAUGAGACACCUACUUAUGGAUGUGCAGACUAAGAUCCUCAGCACGAUGGAGGAUAACAGGCAGCUGGCCGGCCGGAUCGAUGGCGCGGUGCAGGCGGCCAGCCGCGAGGUGAGCAGCCUGAGAGCAGAGCUGACCGCUACCGGCAGGAGGCUGGCGGAGCUCAGCCCGGGAGGGGACUGCACCGGCACCGGCACCGGCACCGGCACCGGGACAGGGACCGGGACAGGGACCGACAGCAAGACCCAGAGCGGCAAGGCAGCGCAGCACCGCGAAGAUGAUUGUGACCUUCGACCUGAGGAGCUACAGCAUCAUGUGACAGUGCUGCUCCGUGAGGAGGUCUCCCAGCUCCAGGAGGAGGUGCAGUGGCUGCGCCAGAUGAAGGAAAUGCUGAGCAAGGAGCUGGAGGACUCGAAUGUCGGGAAAUCGGCCGAGAUCCUUUCGGUGACUGAGCUGAAAGUGCAGCUUGCUCAGAAGGAGACCGAGCUGGCCCGAGCCAAAGAGGCCUUGCAGGCCAUGAAGACAGACCGUAAACGUUUAAAAGCAGAGAAGGCUGACCUGGUCAACCAAAUGCAGCAGCUGUACACCACGUUAGAGAGCCGGGAGGAACAACUGCGAGAUUUCAUAAGAAACUAUGAGCAACACAGAAAGGAGAGCGAAGAUGCAGUCAAGGUUUUGGCGAAAGAGAGAGACUCCCUCGAGCGAGAGAAGUGGGAGUUGCGCAGACAGGCCAAGGAGGCGACAGAUCAUGUGACCACACUCCGAUCGCAGCUGGACCUGAAGGAAAACAGGACGAAGGAACUGGAGGCAGAGCUGGCCAUGAUAAUGAACCGUAUGGGCCAGAAAAUGGAAUAUCGUAUUUUCGAUCGUUCAGCUGAGAAGGAAUCCUUCCCCCGGGUGCUGGCGGCCAAGCAGUCGCUAGCCACACUGACAAAGGAUGUCCCCAAGCGGCACUCACUGGCGAUGCCAAGCGAGAGUAUGCUGAAUGGGAACCAGGAGUGGGUAACGCAAUCAGACCUCCCGCUCACUGCUGCAAUCCGACAGAGCCAGCAGACGUUGUAUCACGCACAUCACCACCCCGUAGACCGGCAAGGAGUGCGGGUCAGUCCAUGUCACUCAAGACAACCGUCCAUCAUCUCAGACGCCUCAAUGCUUGAGGGUGAAAGAUCAUCCACACCGAGUGACAUCAACUCACCGCGACAUCGGACACACUCGCUAUGUAAUUCUCUUGAAGAUCUAGAAGAACAGAAGAGGAAGAAGAAAAAAGAGAAGAUGGUGUUUGGCUCCAUUUCCCGGGUGUUUGCUAGGGGCAAGCAACGGAAAUCCCUGGAUCCUGGCCUGUUUGAUGAUUCGGACAGUCUGUCCAGCCCCACACACCUGAGCCUGAGUUUGUCGGAGGGCGAUGAGCAGUUGGACAGGUUACAGCAGGUGGAGAUUGCAAGGACAAUGCCAAUGUCGCAGUGGAAAGCGGGCACCGUCCAGGCCUGGCUGGAAGUUGUCAUGGCGAUGCCAAUGUACAUCAAAUCCUGCACGGAGAACGUCAAAAGUGGCAGGGUCUUGCUGAGCCUGAAUGAUGAUGAUUUGGAGUUGGGCCUGGGAGUGAACAGCUCAAUGCAUCGGCGGAAACUGCGGCUGGCCAUUGAGGAUUAUCGGGAAGCUGAGAAUGGGAAGGGGUUGUCCAAAGCCUCCGAACUGGACCACCACUGGGUCGCUAAGGCAUGGCUGAAUGACGUCGGCCUCCUGCAGUAUUCCCAGGCUUUCCACAACCACCUUGUUGAUGGCCGAGUGCUGAACUCUCUCACAAAGCGCGAUCUGGAGAAGUACUUGAAUGUGUCGAAGAAAUUUCACCAGAUCAGCCUCCUGCUCGCCAUUGAGCUGUUCCGACAGUGGGAUUUCGACAGAGAGAUUUUACAUGAGAGAAGGGCCUGGUGUGAAAAUCACAACGUGGAUCCUCUGGUGUGGACCAACCAGCGGGUCAUUAAAUGGGUGAGGGAGAUCGAUCUGAAGGAAUACGCAGACAACCUCCUCAACAGCGGAGUCCAUGGUGCAGUGCUUGUCCUUGAACCCACCUUUAACGCGGAAGCCAUGGCAACAGCACUAGGAAUUCCCAGCAACAAGCACAUCAUCAGGCGCCACCUCUUUGAAGAGCUCAGCUUGAUCGUCAAUCCAGCCAGGCAUGAAUUGAUACAGGAAAGUGAGAGAUUGGGGCAGCUAUGUUAUGUACAGCAGGGCUCACUCAUGAGACAUAAUCACAUUGGGGAUCAUGUUCUAGAAUACGCAGAGGAUGAGCCCAGCAGAAAAUACAAAACAGGAAGGGGACCAAUGGAACCAAUGAAGACAUUUGGCAGAAAAGAUCUCAGUUUCCAUGAGGCCUACUCCUCACAUGCACAGGGAGACUCCGAGGGGGCAGUGUCCAGAACAGCAUGCAGCUCUCUCCAAACUUUCCCUGGGAUAGAGGUUACUAAUGUGUAGGACAGAGCUGGGCACUGGGGACGGCUGGAGGGAGUGUACACUUUUCCAAAUCAACAGCCCCUUCGGAACAUCAGGGGGAAAAUGGAGGACUUUCCAACCAACUAAAUGAGGUUCGCUCUUUUCACCUUGUCUCCAGUUGGCUAUAGGUGGCCAUUUUGGGAAAGCUGGUAAGAAACUGCCUCUUACUAAUUAGGAUGAGCUCCAUGUCACCGCCACUAUACUGUGCCUCAGGACCAGGAGGUUUGGUUCCACUCUCAAACCAGCUUUCUGUUGGUGAAGGUCUUUAUCUUGAAUGGAUUCAACUGAACAUAGGAGGGCACAGGAAGUGCACAUGGCCCUUACCCUAACAACUGUCCAAACAAUGUCCCUUUUUACUGAGAUGGAGGUGCUAAUAAUGUUCCCAAUUGUGUUCCCUAAAAGGUGAGGUUAUACAUCAGCGGUCAACCUGUUGUCCACAUUUUAAUGGGGGAUCCAUGGAGCAGUCCUGACCUUUAACCACCUCUGGAGUACUGCACCAGAACCCGAACAGCUUCACUACACACCAUUGGCAAAUUGCCCUCAGAUUUGGCGAAAGGGAAGGAAUCGAUGGGGGACCUUUUACUUCAAUGAAUUUCUUCUUUGCUACAUGAAAGUGUUUUACCCAUGCCAGGCAUUCCAGUCAAGUCUUCUAUUUUGGUGAUAACCAUCAAUAUUAUCCUUACCGAGAGUGGAGCCCUUGUCCUCGCUGCUCCUCUGCGUUGAUGUGGGUUACGCAGGAACUCCUACACAAAGCCACGUUUCAGCAAACAGCCUGAGGGUCAGUCCAUAACAGGCUGAACUUGGGGAGGCUGUGCUCCCACUAGGAUUGCAGCUUUCAUCACCCUUCGAUGUGGCUUCCCAGAGCUGGGCUGAGACAGACCGCUUUCAAUUCUGCCAUUUGCAAGGAGUCCCUCCACGGCUGGGCCUGACUGUCCCUGGGAGUGUUGGACAGAGUGCAUUACUGAUUGGCAAGAACCAUCCAGAUUCAGCAGGUCAAACUGAGCCAGGAUACAGCCUUUAAUGGUAUUGAUCCAGAAAGAGCAUCAGAACCCAGGCUGCCAUAAAGUGGGACAUGUCUCAACUGGGCUGUGGGCUCAGACAACUCAAGGAUGAAGCCCUGAUCGGAAUAUCAUAAGCUGAGACUCCCUCCAGAAGGUAAAGUGAGAUAGUACAAUCCAGAAAGAUCCCAGGUUCCAACCCUGGUGCCCAGCAUCAGUUCGAAAGCCACGUUGCCCAUGGUACACCCACUACAUUUCACUGUGGAACAAAUCAGAAAUACCCUCAGAAACCGCUGAAGAGCAUGACCUCAGAGAGUCUGGCUAGAGAGGUUUGUGUGAGGAACUGCAGCCACAAAACAUUGAGUAGUUUCAAUGUAUUUGGUAAACAUUGUUCCCUUUGUUCCCCUGUAUCUCACGGUCUGAAGGUGCAGGAGGUUCUUAAAGAGGUUACAAUGCUUCGACAUCAAAGUGAAUUCUAUCCUCUUGAGGUCAGAGUUUAACAGUCCUCCCCAGCUUUACACAGUAACUAGUCAAAGAUCCAAGCCCAGUUAGUGCCCUGAUGGUGGGUCAGAUUUCACAAGAAUCAGGAUGAGGUCAUUUGGCCCGUCAUACAUAUGGUAGCUGUGUGAAAGAGUUAUCCACCUAGUCCCCAUACCCUGCUCUUCCCCCAGAACCUGGGAAUUCUCUUCCUUUUCAAACAUACUUCCAGUUCCCUUUUGCAACUUCAAAUCUGCUUCCACUGACCCUUCAGGAAAUGCAUUCCAGCUCAGAACAACUUGUCGUGUUAAAGAAACUUCUCCUCCCUACUCUACCCCCCUCGUCUGUUGUAUAGUAUGUUAACUUUGUGUUCUCUGGUCAUCAAACCCUUCAUUAGUGGAAACAAUUUCUUCUCAAUUGACUUUCAGAAAACCCUCAUUACUUUGAACCCCUGUGAUAAAUCUGAACCUUCUCAGCUCCAAAGGAGAGAAUCCUAGCUUCACUGAUCUCUCUACAUAUCGGGAGUCCCUCAUCCCUGGUUAGUUCCUUCAGCUAGUGAAUUUUGCCUAUUUCAGCUAAGGGUUCUCAAAUCACUCAGAACAUCAUCCAUAAUCGCACCAGUUGGCAUCACGGGAGUUGUUUGACACUUUGACCUCAGCUCCCUAUUGUUUUCUGGGCACCUGGGGACGGAGAGCCAAGCAAGAGUGAGCAACCACAUUACUCCUGGGAGACGGUGAGAUUCAAAGCAGCCGGCAGCUAGUUGUGCAGUGACAUUUGGUUCAGCAGUGUCAGAGAAUCUCACGCCCAGGCUGAUCGGGACAGCAACAGGCUGCAAUAGCAAAGAGUAGAGCAAAAAGAGGAAGACCCACAGCAAACCAUUCUGCGAGGUUUGUUAAGGUGCAGUCUCAUCAGUAUGAAUACAGCUUGACAAACUAACGGACUGCUCCACAUUGGUGUUUGAACUGCUUGGCUAACGUACUUUGAUAGUGCAACCAGUCCCACAAUAACCUCGUCUAUAACAAGGAUACGACGUGAACUGUUUCAAAUCAUCAAAGAAUGUUAAACUAACUACUGAUUUUAUUUUGUAUUCUGUGAAUAUUUGUUGAAUAGAAAAAGGCAAUGCUUUUUAAAAAAAAUUUAAACAUACUCACAGAGAUUUUGUUUUAUUUUGACUUGCUAUGUUAUUUGAAAUGUUUGACAGAAAUCUCCGUUUUCUCUGCCUUUGCUGUUUUCCCUCCAGUCCAUUGCUGCUGGCUAUCACGGUCACACUCACACCGCCUGCUCACAGGAUCAAUUCCAUCUUUUUUUUAAAAAGAUAUUCGUACAGCUCCUGGUUUCUCCAGUGUCACUCGAGGUACCUGGACAUGUGGUAGUGGAGGUGCCACCUCAUCUCAAUCCCACACUUUUCAUUGACCAGCCAAUCUGCCCCAUCUUCAUGAUGUCCUGCCUGCCCCACUAAUUAAAAAGGGAAGGGAUGGUUUUCUGCGAAUUUGUCAAGCAGUCAAACAGAUGGUUUUCCCCUCACU
Hemiscyllium ocellatum (epaulette shark) is the source of this 6149-nucleotide messenger RNA. RefSeq names its product kazrin-like. The transcript has 18 exons. The record is from RefSeq and is a predicted model, not a curated record. Gene Ontology annotation, molecular function: protein binding. NCBI's taxonomy places the organism in Eukaryota, Metazoa, Chordata, Chondrichthyes, Orectolobiformes, Hemiscylliidae. Bases 422 to 3130 code for a protein of 902 amino acids.